AUGAAAACCGAGGUGGAGACCAAGACUAAGACAACAGACGUGACAGAGGCUGCCUCACAGCAUGCACGAGGGAGCACUACUGGGAAUGGUUUUAUUUCCCCACUGGAAGCCUCUCAGUGCUACCGCGCUGUGUGUGGUCCUUGCCACUUUGAAAACAGCGGGUGUCAGUCACAUUCUACGUUGGCUGCAGCGAUCGCCCACCCGGCCACAACUCAAAUUCUUCAGGAGCUGAUUCUAUUUGCGUUUACGCCAGGGAGGCAUUCCGGCGGCCCCCAGCAAAUGGGAAUGGUCAACUCAGUCAUGGCGCGUAAGCCGUUUGGAGUGCCGCCCGAACACGCUCUAACGUGGUUAGAUAUAAAAAGGUCGCUUUUGUUCUGUGGCGUAAAGCAGCACCGCUGUCCCAAAGCGCUAAGGCUGCUGUGGGGGAGCCUCCUUGCUCUUUGCUGUAACUGCUCACAACAUACCAUCGAUGAGAAAAAGGUGCCGGAGGGGACCACUUUGGACGAUGGCAGUAGUAUUCAGUGUAGUAGUCACUUUCCCGCCGCAGAAAUUGCGAUAUUGGUCCGGCACGAAGAUUUUCGUUGGGUCGCGCAAUUACUGGCAGCUGGCGAAAGUUUGGGGAGCUGCACCGUCGCGAGGGGAAAAGCGGUUCCCCUUGAGGACUUUGUGUCUACCAUCGUUGAUUUGCAGCAUCACAUAACUUCAACCGUGGCCGAAAGUUACCAGGUGCCACGCUCACAAACAAAAUAUGUUCUAAUUGUCGAUGCAGACAGCUUCCACUGCUGCAUCAAGAGGUUUCUCGCACAGGAAUUACGGGGAGAACACAUUACUCUCUCCCCACUCCCCCGGUGGAAUGGAGCGCAGGCCAUUGUCCAGCAGCGCCGCGCGCUUGUUGUAUUUUGCGGUGGAACGAGUGGCUGUGGAAAGAGUACGCUAUCCAGUCUCAUUUCAACUCACCUGAGUAUUUCCACGACUAUUUCAACAGACACUAUCCGACAAGCGCUUCGCCGGACGCUGCCAGGUGGCGAGUUCCCGGAACUCUUCACGUCUACAUACGCCGCUCAUUCAAACCCGGUAGCAUCUCUUGAAGGCGGUGGGAAUGCGUGUAACGGCAACCUUGACGGGGAUGGACCUGAGCACGUUAUCGCAGCGUAUGAGAAACAGUGCGCGACGGUUCUUCCGGUGCUUGAUCGCACACUGGAAAAGUUUGUUUCGCGCUAUCAGACAGUGGUCGUUGAGGGUGUUCAUUUGUUGCCGGAUUACAUGCAUCGCAAGAUGGUUGAGUUGCAAACACGGGGAGUGCUGUGCGUUUCCUUUCUAGUGUACAUAAAGAAAAGGGAACGACAUCUUGAGCGGUUCUGUACACGGGCCAAGUCCAUGAGCCUCUCGCCGACGCGCAACAAAUAUGUGUCGAAUUUCGAGAACAUCCGAGUAAUUCAGCAGCAUCUACUCGAGCAGGCGGCACGUCUUGACGUGAACCUUAUAAACAACACGAAUGUUGACAAGUCUCUAAUGAUGGUUCAUACGCGUCUGUUAGACAGAGUGCAUCAUUUCAAUGUCGCCCCGGGGUUUCAGCAGCACGUGGGUGUCGGUGAAGAAACUUCCACUGCAAGAGCCCAAGUCGGUACCAAUUCAGGUAUCGACCGCCGGGACGAUGAAACAGAAGUAACUAGUGCCGCACACCUCUACAAUAUGCCUUAUUCGAACGUUAGCGGCAAACACAUGCUUGCUUUGCUUCUUCAUCGGCGAAACGAGAAAAAGCACCGAAUGCAUAACAGUCUGUUUUCUCGUUGCCACUGUUGUGAGCGCAACUCCUUGGUCACACAGGUUAGGCGGUCCCGAUCAGCAGAAUCUCUUACAACACUGAAACUUAGUUCACUUCAAGUGUGUACAGACGAAUGGGACGGACGAGAUAACUCACUUCUUGUGCCACAUAAACAAAGUGAGGAACCGACAACCAAUUCCAGUGAAUGUGGAUGUAUCACCAACGCCAUGGUCGCUGGGACUUCCCUUAUCGGAAUAGACUGUCAGAAUAGGAACACUGAUGCAGAUGAUGCAAAUGUUGAUGAUUACCACGACCCUACGUCAAUGCAAGCCCUUGAGGCAGGACACACAACCCGAAGCAUGCGGUCGUCAAGCGCCUUCACGCACUUCGCUCCGAUUUCUCCGUCGGUGCGCUCAGCGAGCGCGGAUACGGAGCGCCUCGGGGGAAGGAUGUGCAAGCGGAGCCGUGGGUGGGCUGCAAUUCAAUUGUCCAUCUCCAAUAGGGCGGAGCAGGGAAGGAAUGAAAACGAUGAGGAGAUGAAGUCUCUAUGGGGAGACAACUUCUCCAGCGAAACGCCAUCCCUCACUUGCUGUUGA
Molecule: messenger RNA, 2361 nt
Organism: Trypanosoma brucei brucei TREU927
Lineage: Eukaryota; Euglenozoa; Kinetoplastea; Trypanosomatida; Trypanosomatidae
Exons: 1
Coding region: 1-2361 (786 amino acids)
Source: RefSeq, a predicted model, not a curated record